This is a messenger RNA of Triticum dicoccoides, 663 nucleotides long. RefSeq lists its product as uncharacterized. The record is from RefSeq and is a predicted model, not a curated record. The coding region runs from base 113 to 481 and encodes 122 amino acids. Lineage: Eukaryota; Viridiplantae; Streptophyta; Magnoliopsida; Poales; Poaceae. The transcript has a single exon.
GGCCGGUUCGUCGGAGGAGGUGGAGGUGGUGGCGGCGGCGACCAAGCCGACGCGUCGUCGUCGUGGACAGUAGGGGUCUCCGAAGGCCGGUUCGCAGGAGGAGUCAGUGAUCAUGCAAGGGCGUCAUGGUCGACAGAAGAGGCUUCCUAAGGCCGGUUCGCAGGGGGGCCAUGACAAGUGCAAGAAGGGUCCUCUUAAGGAGAAGAACAUGAUGUCUGAAGAGGAGGUGAGGUCCAUCCUGUCCUGGGAAAAGCCUGCCCGCUUCGACCGAAAGAAGAGCAAGUACGCCGGUUUCUUCAACAAGUUGAGGGAUGAAAACUUCAAGUACCAGCAGGAGAUCAGGGAUGAGUUUGAGGAGAAGGGCUACGUCGAGAUCCCCGACAACUUCCGGGAAGACAACAAGCGAAUCAACCAUGAAGCUCACAGGAAGGCGUACCUCAAGGUUUUUGGCACCGAACCACCAGCUAAGUUCUACCAGUAGAUCGAAGGAGCACUAGUAGUAUUCACCGUCUAUCUAUCCCUCCCUAGUAGUAUUGAGUGGAGCACUAUAUAGUUUGCAGUAUUUGAAUGUAUUAAUAUCUACCCUACAAUUUCCAUCUAUCUUAUCUGCCUCUCAUGCACUCAUAUGUUGGAGCAAUCUCUCUAUGCUAGUAAUCCCUCCGU